GUUUUCACUCCAACCCGAUUUGUAACACAUGAUUCAGCUGGGUAGCAAGCUAAUUAUUAGAAUAAUGUAUUUGAUUAAGGUUGGAAUUGAGACCCACAGAGGUCUGUGGCUCUCCGAGAACAGGGUUGGUCAGCCUGGGCUAAAUCGUUCAAGAGUUAUAUAUUGGUAGCCUAUACUGUACUAGUCUAGCCUACGAGACAAGUAGCCUAGCUGAUGAUACAAGUUGAUCUGUAAUUCACCGAUCCACAACAACAAAAACGUUUAUAUAAUACACACCACUUUUCGUGAACAACAUCUAUUUUGUUAGGCAUAUCCUAUAGGUUUGUUGCCUUACCUAUGUCCCAAAUAUUGAGUUAAAUAUCCCAGUGCGUUAUCCGCACGUGUUUCCGCUUUGGGUCAGCUGAGAACGACAAGCACGCGGAAGAAGUAAAUUUGGAACGCCAAUAAGAAGGACUUCUGGUGGUUUUGCUCUGAUAACAAACUACUAGCACGCAGCGAGCAGAGUUGUCCUGUCAUCAGUUAUGGCACACAUCGAAUCAUUGGUUGCAAUGAAUGGAACGCAAGUUUCCUAUAUUGGACAUGACUGUACAGAAAUCCCAGAGUUCCUUGGUGAAAGAUUUGGACACUUUGCCAGAAGACUAGAUCUCAGCUUUAAUCAGCUAAGGUCACUGGCGGGCCUCAAAGCGUUCACUGAGCUGGAAGAGCUGGUCGUCGACAACAAUCUGCUUGGAAACGACCUCUGGUUGCCCAGGUUACCCAACCUCCACACCAUGACGCUCAAUAAGAACCAACUGACUGAUAUCGAGGCUCUGCUGGAGCACUUGGCUGAGGAGACCCCUGCGCUCGAGUACCUAAGCUUGCUGGGAAACGAAGCCUGCCCCAACGAGCUGGUCAGUCUGGACAAGGAUGAGGACGACUACCAGAGAUACAGGUACUUUGUUCUACACAAGCUGCCCACGCUGAGGUUCCUGGACAGCAGGAAGGUGACCAAGGGGGAGGUGGAUGAGGCCGAGGCUCGAGGAGCUUUCAUGAAGGUGGUCAAGCCCAAGUCAGACAUGGCCCCAGGAGAGCUUGGUGCAGAGACCACCGCUAUGCCAUACACACCCCUACCCAGAGGCUCCAGGGAUGGCAAGAACCACAAAGGUGUAUUUGCUAAGUGUCGCUACGUCUACUACGGAAAACACUCCGAGGGCAACCGGUUCAUCCGCAACGACCAGCUCUGAUGGACUGUUGGACUAUUGGACGGACGGGCAGACAGACAGACAGACUGAGUAACCGACCGAUUCCUUAUUUAUAAACGAUGAACUAUGUCAUUCCCCUAUCUUCGAUUCAUCUUAUCGGCCCUGUUAGGUCGAGGUUUAAUUGAAACAGGAAAAGUGUUUUGAAACAGUAUUCCCCCCCCCCCAAGCCCCUGGCGCCCCCCCGCGCCAGCCCCCUUGUCACGGUGGCAUGUGUAGGCAGCUAAAGCCAGGCCUGUGGUGCCCCCCCUCUGCCUCUGCUGCCUCUGCUGUCUGCUCCACUCUCCACUCCCAGAGUGAGCGCUGACACUCAGAUUGACAUGAUUACCUCUACGCACAGGCAACCUUGCUACUCUCUCUCCCCCUGUCUCUCUCUCCCUCCCUCCCUCCCUCACAUACACACAAACACACACCCGCCAAAGUCACCACGGUGACAGACACAUCCAGCCAAGCUCCUGCUCUGACAGCCGCGGCGCCCAUGAUGGAUCACCCGUCCCCUACCGCCAGUCAGCAGGGGUGAAAGGUCACACCUGAGCCCUAUCUGGGCGUGCGCAGAGCGGAGCGCUGGAGGGGGGCAGACGCAGAGAUGGCGAUGAAGAGAGAAAGGGCAGAUAGGGAUGGAUAGGACAAAGCUCCACGUAAUAGGUUCAGUCCUCGGAAGGAUGUCUUUUUUAUAACAUCAUUUCGGGUUUUAUAUUCCUCAUCUGCAGUCUUGAGCCAAAUCUGAUAUACGUCCUAUUUUACAGUGUUUAAUUUUGGGUGUGUGAUAACUAACCAUAUCUAGCUCCCUCAAGAUCUUCUUAUAAUAUAUAAUCAAGGUAAUAUCAGUAUCAUAAUAAUGUGCUGUAUUAUAUUGAAACUGAUGCAAUUCCUAUUCGUGUUACCUCUUUUGUGCAUAUUUUGGAUUGCUUUCAUGCUUUCACCUAUAUAAAUGUAUGUGUUACCAAAUCAUAUCCUGUGUUUUUAUAUAAAUAAUUUGAUAGUAGUUUUUAAUCUUGUAUAAAACAUUGUUAGAUUGGAUGUGCGUAGAAGGAAGGACAAAAGCAUCGGCAAAAUAAUCAAAUGUAAAAUCGGCACAUGGAAAUGAAGAAAUUACGUUUUGUAAUACUCGCCUUUAAAAUUCAUCCUUCGUUUAUUAAUUAAAAAACUGUUUACGCAAGCACUGUCUGUUUCAUGUAUUGGUCAAAAUAUCAAUGGUUUCACA
Osmerus eperlanus (European smelt) is the source of this 2442-nucleotide messenger RNA. RefSeq names its product leucine rich melanocyte differentiation associated (gene lrmda). The coding region runs from base 522 to 1223 and encodes 233 amino acids. NCBI's taxonomy places the organism in Eukaryota, Metazoa, Chordata, Actinopteri, Osmeriformes, Osmeridae. The record is from RefSeq and is a predicted model, not a curated record. The transcript has 8 exons. Gene Ontology annotation, molecular function: protein binding. Gene Ontology annotation, biological process: melanocyte differentiation.